AUGACCUCCCAAGCUUCAUCAUCGCAUUAUCCCCUCCAUCUAACAAUCCGCUUCUCAACAUCUCAACCAGACCUCGAACUCGACAUCUCCUCCCCGCAAACAACCACCGUCCUCGCUCUAAAACACCUCCUCCGCACACGCCUAUCCUCUCGCAGUCGGUUACGUCUCAUCUACCAAGGUCGCCUCCUUCCUGAUGCCUCGGCGCUCAGCUCAGUCCUCAAAACGCCUCCCCCGCCACCGCGCAACCUCGACGAUCCAAAGGGCAAGGGGAAAGCUGUCGAGGGCGCGAAUGUGACCAGAGUCUAUGUGAACUGUUCCAUUGGUGAUGAGUUGACUAGCGAGGAGCUGGAAAAGGAAGAGGAGGAGGCGCUCAAGCCCCCUCAGGAUGUGAAUGGAGAUGACUCCAAACCUACAAAAUCGACAAGGCCGCGACCAAGAGGUUUUGAUCGAUUACUACAGUCCGGAAUUACACCUUCCGAAAUUGCGACGCUUAGAACACAGUUCAACUCUAUACACACAGCAGGCUUCACACCAGAUGCGAUGCCGUCGCCUGAUUCGUUGCGUAAUAUGGAAGAUGCCUGGAUAGACAACAACGCCGAUGGCCUCCCAUCUGGAUCCAAUCCUCUAGAAGACGAAAACGCAGGCAUGGCGUCGGUUAUGGAUGUUUUGAUAAAGGCCAUGAUCGUCGGCUUCUUCUUCCCCUUGGGGAGCUUGACGUGGUUAUUGCGCCAAGACGGAAUCUGGAGUAAGAGAUGGCAAAUCUUUGUCGGGUUCGGAGUCGUGUUGAGUCUUUGCAUUGGCUUUGUCAUGGAGCUAUCAGGAGACCGGCCCUAG
Messenger RNA from Fusarium pseudograminearum CS3096, 834 nucleotides. RefSeq lists its product as uncharacterized. Gene Ontology annotation, biological process: protein processing. The record is from RefSeq and is a predicted model, not a curated record. NCBI's taxonomy places the organism in Eukaryota, Fungi, Ascomycota, Sordariomycetes, Hypocreales, Nectriaceae. Gene Ontology annotation, cellular component: Dsc E3 ubiquitin ligase complex; endoplasmic reticulum. The coding region runs from base 1 to 834 and encodes 277 amino acids. The transcript has a single exon. Gene Ontology annotation, molecular function: protein binding.